ACCCGAGGGUUCUGCAUAUGGCACCGUUCAAGCACUGUCUAGUGCACUGUCCGAUCCUCAUCUCCCAAUCGCCCGUCGGAACGGAAGUCCGCGCCGGCACCGGCCGCCAGCCCGUCCGCUUGCGAGCUUCUCGCUUUGUGUCACCAAAGGGAACAGAAUCGGAAAGCUACAACAACACAAAUCAUCUCCUUUUACGACCGUGGCGACAAAUCUUGAGAAAGUCAAGAUAUCAGCCCUCAGCACAUGACAGACGACGGGUGCGAGCAGUUUCCUAUCCGAGUCUUUUAGUAACACUGCCGCCGGGCACAAUUCUGCCUGGAGGAAGCAAGGACCGUGAGGGGGAAGGAAAGGAGGAGGAGCCAUGGCGACGACGACGACAGGAGACGACGUGCUGGACUUUCGGGCGAUGCCCAAAAUCGAGCUCCACGCUCAUCUCACUGGUAGCAUUACGCGGCGGUGCCUGCACGAGAUAUGGCGCGACAAGAGGGCUAAGGGAGAGGCAGAGGACCUGGAGGAUCCGCUGGUGGUUAUGCCUGAAGGGAGGCACGAUCAUGAUCUGACGAGCUUCUUCCCUCUCUUCUCAUCCUACAUAUACCGCCUGAUCAACGACUUGCCGUCCCUGCGGCGCUCGACUAAACAGGUCGUCCACGACUUCGCCGCCGACGGCGUCGUGUACCUCGAGCUGCGGACCACCCCGCGCGGCAUACCCGCCGCGGGGCUGGACAAGGCGGGCUAUGUGCGCGCGGUGCUGGAGGCGAUUGCCGAGGCGGAGAGCGAGGGUGCCGCUGCUGCUUCUGCCGGCGGAGAUGGAGGAGGAGGGGAGGGAGGAGCCACCACCACCACCACCACCACCAGAGGCAGUGGAAUUCGAGUCAGGCUGAUUUUGUCCGUCGACCGGCGGAACUCUGUCGACGAGGCGUGGGAGGUGCUGAACCUGGCGAGGACGUUCAUGGCAGGAGGAGAAGGAGCAGGUGGUGAAAAAGCAGGUGGUGUCGUAGGUCUCGAUCUCUGCGGCGACACGGCCGCGCGGUGCGGGCAGAUCGCCAUGUUCACCCCCGUCAUGCACGCGGCCCGCGAGGCCGGGCUGCAGCUCACCAUCCACUUUGCCGAGGCGGCGAGCACGGGCACCGACGAGGAGCUGCAGACCAUCCUGGACUGGCGGCCCUCGAGGCUGGGCCACGUCAUCCACGUGCCGGACCGGAUCAAGGAGCAGCUAAUCGCGUAUGGCAGAGGUGGCGGCGAGGGCGAGGGCGAGGGCGAGGGCGGCCGACGGGGCCAGCCUAUCGGUCUGGAGCUUUGCCUCAGCUCGAACGUCCAGCUCAAGAUGAUUGUCGGCAGCUUUGACGUGCAUCACUUUGGGGAGUGGUGGAGGGUCCAGAAUGGCCCGGUCAUUAUGCCAUGCACCGACGAUGUGGGCGUCUUUGAAAGUCCCCUCUCCAACGAGUGGCGUCUUGUCCAGCAGUACUUUGAACUCACCCGGGAUGACAUUACCCUCCUUGGGCGCAAGACCAUCGACGUCAUCUUUGGCGGAGAGGCGGACAAGGAGCGGCUGAGAGAGAUCAUGUGGUGACCGGUUUUGCGUCUGUGUUUUCGUUCAGGUGCAUUAACGAGGCAUUCGGAUACCCAUUGCACCUCCCAAGGACAUUUGUAGUAGGGGUAGCAAGGUGGAUGAGCAAUAGGAAUAGACAUAGACCACUCACACGAAUUACUGGCCGUCCGCCUUUGGAUGGGAAUGAGUAUGAUUAUCGACGGCA
Messenger RNA from Microdochium trichocladiopsis, 1754 nucleotides. RefSeq lists its product as uncharacterized. The transcript is spliced from 4 exons. Gene Ontology annotation, molecular function: adenosine deaminase activity. The record is from RefSeq and is a predicted model, not a curated record. Lineage: Eukaryota; Fungi; Ascomycota; Sordariomycetes; Xylariales; Microdochiaceae. Gene Ontology annotation, biological process: inosine biosynthetic process; adenosine catabolic process. Bases 362 to 1570 code for a protein of 402 amino acids.